CAAAACACCAGAACAUUUGGUAAAUUACUGUUUGACCAUCUUUCUAAACGAGCAAUCAACAUGUCUCUACUAAGCGCCUGUGCUUCUGCAUCGAAACGUCUUGUGACCCAAGGGUUAUUCGUGGAAUCUGCUUUUACAGGAUACUUGCGGACAGCCAGUGGAGCAGUGAAGGACAAGGAGCCACUGCGCAAAGCCAAAACCCCCCAGGGCCGUUUCGACAUGAAUGAUGAGAAGACCAAGGAUCCCCUUGAAAAGUUCCCUGAUGAUGUGAACCCAGCCACAAAGGAGCAGGGGGGGCCCCGGGGCCCAGAGCCCACACGCUACGGGGACUGGGAGAGGAAGGGCCGCUGUGUCGACUUCUAGUUUCCAUACCUGGUAUAUUACACAUGCGAUGUGGACAUACCUUAACUUAUAACUUAUGUAUCUAUAUCUAAGGACUGUCGUGCAAGAAACCAGGAACGGUCCACCAUACGGAAUCAGGCUUAAUUAUUUCCCCCUGAACGACACAAUCUGAUGACUGUUCAACAGACUCCAUGUGUAUGAAUUUGAAAAACAGUCUCUCUUAUAUUGUGUUCCUUUGUUGAAAUGUAUGAUGAUGACAUAGUGAAUGCUUGUUAUGGUUAUUGCUUCCUGUACAGAAAUUUGAAUGUUGUGAAUAAAAUGAAAUGUUUCUGGAAAA
Molecule: messenger RNA, 679 nt
Organism: Salvelinus namaycush (lake trout)
Lineage: Eukaryota; Metazoa; Chordata; Actinopteri; Salmoniformes; Salmonidae
Gene: sdhaf4
Product: succinate dehydrogenase complex assembly factor 4
Exons: 3
Coding region: 61-363 (100 amino acids)
Biological process (GO): mitochondrial respiratory chain complex II assembly
Cellular component (GO): mitochondrion
Source: RefSeq, a predicted model, not a curated record